AUGGAAGAGGCGGCAGUGGCAGCGGCGGCAGCGGCGACGGCGGGGGGCCCCUGCCCGGCGGAUCGACCGGGGGCAACGGCGGCGUUGAGCGGGGAGAACGAGGCCGAGAGCCGGCAGGGCCCGGCGGAGCGCGGCGGGGACGCGGCCCCGCUCAACCUGUUGGAUACUUGCGGCGUGUGCGGGCAGCCCAUCCAGAGCCGGCGGCCCAAGCUGCUGCCCUGCCUGCACUCGGUGUGCCAGCGCUGCCUGCCGCAGCCCGAGCGGUACCUCAUGCUGCCCCCCGUCCUGGCGCCCGCGGCCACCGCCGCCCCCAAGGAGCCGUUGCCGGCGGUGCCCCCUUCCUCACCCGUCCCUCCUCCGGCCUCCCCCCUGCACUGCACGCCCGUCGGUGUUAUCCGCUGUCCAAUUUGUGGUCAGGAAUGUGCAGAGAGACACAUCAUAGAUAACUUUUUUGUGAAGGAUACCACAGAGGUUCCCAGUAGCACAGUAGAGAAAUCAAAUCAGGUCUGCACAAGCUGUGAAGACAAUGCAGAAGCUCAUGGUUUUUGUGUGGAAUGUGUAGAAUGGUUGUGCAAGACCUGCAUCAGAGCUCACCAGAGGGUUAAAUUUACAAAGGAUCAUACUGUGAGGCAGAAAGAGGAAGUAUCUCCAGAGGCAGUUGGUGUGACCAGUCAGCGACCAGUGUUUUGCCCUUAUCACAAAAAGGAGCAGCUGAAGUUGUAUUGUGAAACCUGUGACAAGUUGACCUGCCGAGACUGUCAGUUACUAGAGCACAAAGAGCACAGGUACCAGUUUAUAGAAGAAGCCUUUCAGAACCAGAAAGUGAUAAUUGAGACACUAAUCACCAAAUUGAUGGAGAAGACUAAAUACAUAAAAUAUACAGGGAAACAGAUCCAAAACAGAAUUCUUGAAGUGAAUCAGAAUCAAAAGCAGGUGGAACAGGAUAUUAAAGUCGCCAUAUUUACACUGAUGGUAGAAAUAAACAAAAAGGGAAAAGCUCUGCUACAUCAAUUGGAGACUCUGGCAAAAGAGCAUCAGAUGAAACUUCUGCAGCAACAACAGGAAGUGGCGGGUCUCUCUAAACAGCUGGAACAUGUCAUGAAUUUUUCCAAAUGGGCAGUUUCCAGUGGGAGCAGCACAGCACUCUUGUACAGCAAACGCUUGAUUACAUAUCGUCUACGGUAUCUUCUCCGAGCAAGGUGUGAUCCUUCACCAGUCACUAACAAUACCAUCCAGUUUCACUGUGAUCCAAGCUUCUGGGCUCAAAAUAUUUUCAAUCUAGGUUCUUUGGUAAUUGAAGAUAAAGAAACCCCACCACAUGUGCCCAAGAGCCCUGUGAUGGAACCAAACUUGCAGCCACCAGGCAGCUUACCUUCAAACCAGCUAUCCAAGUUCCCAACACAGAUAAGCUUAGCUCAGCUCCGACUCCAGCACAUGCAGCAGCAGGUCAUGGCUCAGAGACAGCAAGCUCAACGCAGAGCAGGUCCAGUAGUUUUACCAAAUCCAAGAAUGCCAGGAGCCAUGCAGCAACCUCCUGCUUCUCAUCAGGCACCUCCGCGCUUGAUUCAUUAUCAGAAUCAAAGCCCCAAGCCCAAUGGUUCAGUUCCUCCUGCACAACAGAUGAGAUUUCCCCCAAAUCAGAACGUACCAAGGCAAGCAGUAAAGCCCAGCCCAUUGCAAAUGGCAUUCUUGGCACAGCAAGCUAUAAAACAGUGGCAGAUCAGUAGUGGACAAACUUCAACAGCCCUUACAACUGCAAGCAGCACAACAUCGACUCCAUCAAGCCCUACAGUCACCAGUGCUGUUGGAUGUGAUGGGAAGACAUACGGUCCCCCUGUGAUAGAUUUGAGUUCCCCAGUGGGUAGCUCCUAUAAUCUACCAUCUCUCCCUGAUAUUGAUUGUUCAGGAAACAUCACACUGGACAAUGCUGUAAGGAAGGAUGGCACUGCAGAGCAGAAUCAGCCAAAACCCCCUUCAAACAGGACUGUGCAGUCACCAAAUUCCUCGGUGCCAUCACCAGGCCUCUCAGGAGGAAUCAGUGUGACAAACGUACACCCUCCAGUUCGUUCACCCAGCGCCUCCAGUGUUGGGAGCAGAGAGAGUUCUGGCUCCUCCAGCAGGCCACCAGGAGCUGAUUCGACACACAAAGUCCCAGUUGUUAUGUUGGAGCCCAUUAGAAUUAAACAGGAGUCAAAUGCAACAAAUGAGAACUUUGAUUUCCCAAUUGUUGUAGUGAAGCAAGAAACCGAUGAGGAACCCCGACCUCGGAAUUCCAUACUUACCUCAUUGCUGUUGGAUGGCAAUCAUAAUUCCACUUCUGAUGAAGCUGUCUUAAGAACAGAUGCACCAGACAGCACAGAUGAUCAGCCAGGGGUCCUGCAGGAGAACACAUUCAGUGGGAAAACGGGAUGGGUAGGACCCUCCCAUGUUGGGGAGGGCAGAAAAGAGGAUGAUCCAAAUGAAGACUGGUGUGCUGUAUGUCAAAAUGGAGGGGAGCUCCUUUGCUGUGAGAAGUGUCCCAAAGUAUUCCAUCUUUCCUGUCAUGUUCCUUCAUUGAUGAGCUUUCCAAGUGGGGAGUGGAUUUGUACAUUCUGUCGGGAUUUGUCCAAGCCAGAAGUUGAAUAUGACUGUGACAAACCUACUCACAGCUCUGAAAAAAGAAAACUGGAAGAUACUGUGGGUUUGGCGCCAAUAGACCGUAGGAAGUGUGAAAGACUGCUGCUGUAUCUCUACUGCCAUGAAAUGAGUCUUGCCUUUCAAGAUCCAGUUCCUCCUACAGUUCCUGAUUACUACAAAAUAAUCAAAAAGCCUAUGGACUUGUCAACCAUCAAGAGAAGACUUGAAGUGACCAAUUCAUUCUACACAAAACCAGAAGAUUUUGUGGCUGAUUUCAGACUGAUUUUCCAAAACUGCGCUGAAUUUAAUGAGCCUGAUUCAGAAGUGGCCGACGCUGGCAUGAAACUCGAAGCGUACUUUGAAGAACUUCUAAGGAACCUUUAUCCUGAGAGAAAGUUCCCCAUACAACCUAAUGUCCAGAGUGAAAAAGAUAAUACAGAACUCACUGAUGACUCAGAUGAUGACUUUGUACAACCCCGGAAAAAACGCCUCAAAGGAGAAGACCGUCAGUUGCUUAAAUGAGCCACAUGUGUUACUACGAAAAGUUUUUUAAAAACUGAGAAUAUUUAUCACUGUUACCACUGUUUUGACUUGUAGGUUUGUGAAUAUUUACCAGACUUUCUACCCCUUGUCUGAAAAAAACAGAAAUCUGUGGAGAUCAAGGCAUGUGAAGAGCUUCUCUGAAGUUCAAAACUUUCAUCUCUUUUCUGGAGCAGCGCAGAAAUUGCCAUUUGUGUGGGGUGACAGCUGCUUAACUUUGCUUUGAGGAAGAAGUUUGUAUAGAAUUGAACUUCAAAACAUCACAUGGGUUCAACAUGUGGCUUUCUGAGUUUGAAGAAAAUGUGGUCUCACCGGACUUUUAAUUUUACCAAAGGCAUGUGGCUGGCCAUAAUUUGUUCUCUUUGUACUGUAUUUAACACAAGCCAUGAAAAAAGAUGGUGUAAUGUUAUUGUCCUGCACUACUGAUUGGUACAGUGAAAGUGUAGUUGCCCCCAAAGAACUUACUUAUUGGGAAUUUUAAAAUGUAAGGGGGGGGGUGUAUUAAAAAUAACUUCUGAAAAAAGGAAGAAAAGGAACUUGUUUGAGAGUUUUUAAUGGAGAAAGUAAAGGACAGAAUACUUUGGUUUGCGCCAUUUUUCUCACCACCAGCAGGAAACAAUGGUAUUGCUGUACUGUUUUGUUUAAUGAGUGUCUCAAGUGUGAUGUACCUCUGUUUAGUGAAGUUGAUGGGAAAGUUUGCAACUCUCAAUCAGUCUUUCUGUAUGUUUAAAGAGGGGGAAAAAAAAUCACCCUUUCUGUCCACAAGUUCUUGUUCUUUUUCCAAAUUUAUAAGUAUGUUGUUGUCAUAAUGCAACCAUUGUUGUAAGCAGUGUAAGUACGCAUUGUUACUUAUUUGGGAGUACACAAGUUUGAAGAGAAAGAUACUGCUCUUCAUCCCUUUAUCUGUCCGUGUUAAAAUCACUAGAAGAUGAGUAUGACUUACCUUGUUUUGUUCGAUCUACUUCCCAGAAGCUCUGACGACGUAGAUGGUUGGUUUUGCCCUCAGAGAUUGCAGAGUUAGAGAAGUCCUUGUGUAUGGUUGCCCCAGCUAUUGGCUUAUAAUCUUCAUUUAUGUAAUCUUAAAUGAAAACAGAGUGUUCAGGAGAGCAGACAGUCUUUUGGAUUAGUUGAGCUCUGAUUGUGCCAGAAUUUUUCAGCGGGAAUUGUGAAGACAGCUGAGUGUACACAAGCCUGCUUUUGACUUGCUGUGUAGCCCUGAUGUGAUGCUGUGGAUACAUCACUGAAGAGACUGGAUACAAGUGCUGUUUGUGCCUCCCUGCUGUGUACACAUUCACUCAGAAAAAGGCCCUGGUUUUGCCUCUCACCAGAUAAGAUGCUGCGCACCUGCCUUUGUCAGAGGGUGGCACUGUACACUAAAAUGUAGCAGACACUCCCAAAGAUGACUCAGUUGUGUUUUCAGCAGGUGGAUUUUUGAUCACGUCGUGGAUUUCUAUGCUGCCCUUUUUUUCUUUCGUGUUUUCUGUUAGUUCGUUUGUGUGUUUUGUUUUCGUGGGGGUUUUAUUAUCAUUAUUGUUAUUGCUUUUGGGGAAAUUUUUUUAUUACCUCAAGAGAAUUUCAUGUAAAUUCUACUAUCCUAGAGUACCAGAAAAAAAAAUAAAGAGAGGUUAAGGAGCCCAACAAGAUAGUGAGGGAGACCAUUCUAGCUAAACAAGCGUUAUCAGUGCACACCACAGUAGCACAGACUGAAAAAAUAAAGAGGCACUGCCAUGGCAGUAUUCAAAAUCUUAGAGAUCUAGCAAAGCCUACAAGUCCUAGAUACCCUGGCACCAAGUUUAACAGUGUUGCCAGAGGAAGGUGCUGUGUGUUUCUCUGGACCAUAAGUUGCAAGCACAGAUUCAUUAGGAGGCUUCGUGCAUUUAGAGGUGAAGUUGGACACCUAUUCUGCUCCACUCUCAAGUUGUUGUCCCAGUGGAAAACACUGGGGAGAGGAGAGUACAUGUGCUCCUAUAGUUCUAGUUACUGCUUGAAAAUGUCUCUCUUUAAAUAAUUCACUGGAAAAAAUAUGAGUUUUUAUCACCUUUUAUUUUGGGGUCUUGGACAUCACCCUAACAAUCCUCAGAAAUUGUCACUGCAGUGAGGUUCAAGAUAGAUGUAAAAUUUUUUGUUACUUCAUGUAGAUGGUAUAUGCACAGAGUUGAGGAAAGUAUUAUAUUCUUUCAAGCUGCUAUGGUGAAGACCAUAUCUUCUUUGUGUAUUUCCCCCCCCCCUUUACCUCAGUUCACUGAACGGGUUUCCUAUUUUAUUUUAAAUUAUUUUGUGUGUUCAGUGUCACUACUGACAGGAGUAAGGACUCAUCAUCUCACUUCAUGGGAAGGGUAGAAAGCAUCUAUUUAUUGAAUCAUAAGAAAAGGAACAUCUUUGAGAAAUUUGCCAUUUUUCUAUAAAAAUCAUAACUUUCACACUGUUCAGUUGCAAUUUUUUUAUAAUGGAAAUGGUAUGGAGAAGCAAUCAACAUCAAAUGCAGCUCACAGGAAAUGACAGAUUCCAAAGGUUUAUUUUUCUUUCCUACCCAGUCCAACAUCAAACACUCGUUUUCAUUUUACUUGCUAAAAAGGGAAAAGAAAAAAGUACAUAAAAUUAAUAAAAUACAUAUGAAAACCAACAGAAAUGGAUACACUGGAAAAUAAUAUGCAUUUGGAUUUGUCCAAAAGGUCUCGCUUCUGCCAGACAAUUCCCUGACUCCUUUAAGAGUGGACUGAUACUGUCCUAAUAAACCAAAAUGAGCAGAUCUGCUUUUUAAAUGUCAGUGUCUAAAUUUCACAAAAAGUUAUUUACAUAGAUUUUAUGUAGUUGAUUCGUUUUGACCUAGUUUUAAGGAACGCAUCUAUUGCCUGGAGCCUUAGCACUAAAUAUUACCAUGUUAGAAGAGCUUUUACAUCAUGUAUUUAAACUCCUGUGUGGAUUGGAUGACUAUACUGUGUGAGGCCCUUGGACAACAUGUUCAACAGUCCUGAUUCAUCAAUCCCUGAAUGGCUACGCAACAGAAAUGUGACCUCUUAAAUGACCAUGAGAUAAGAGUCUUAAGUUGAAUUUAAGAUCUAAAGGGUGCUUCUCUGCCUAUACAAGUAGUUCUACAGAUUGUUAUUUUCCCAUUCUUUUGACUUGUGCCAUGUAAAGGCCAGCAGCUGGAGUUUAUAAUUUAUUUGUAACAAGGAAGAUAAUAAAUUCAUUGAGUUAAUGCCCCAGGAAAAGAGAGAUCCCAUUAAGGAACCAUUACACUUGUAUUUUUCUCAACUGCUGUUAACCAAAGUUAUUCCAGCUGUAGCUGAAUCAAAGCUUUUCUUUUAUGUUUAAAGUGGUUUUAAUGAAGUGUUUUCCUUAGUAAUUAUUGUAAAUCUGACCUUAUGAAGGCCUAAGUGGCUCUUUGGCCUCUUUGCAUGGGUUUGAAUUUCACCCAGAAGAGAAGAAUAGGUUGGUUUGUCCAUUUCCUUAUGUAA
Messenger RNA from Myiozetetes cayanensis, 6614 nucleotides. It is a transcript of the gene TRIM24, whose product is annotated as tripartite motif containing 24. The record is from RefSeq and is a predicted model, not a curated record. Gene Ontology annotation, molecular function: protein binding; zinc ion binding. The transcript is spliced from 19 exons. Lineage: Eukaryota; Metazoa; Chordata; Aves; Passeriformes; Tyrannidae. The coding region runs from base 1 to 3138 and encodes 1045 amino acids.